This is a messenger RNA of Lates calcarifer (barramundi perch), 2377 nucleotides long. Its product is annotated as 14-3-3-like protein. Gene Ontology annotation, biological process: signal transduction. The coding region runs from base 179 to 937 and encodes 252 amino acids. Gene Ontology annotation, cellular component: cytoplasm. NCBI's taxonomy places the organism in Eukaryota, Metazoa, Chordata, Actinopteri, Centropomidae. The transcript has 6 exons. The record is from RefSeq and is a predicted model, not a curated record.
UGCCGAAAAUUUGGUUGCCCUAGCAACUCGAUUCUGACGUCAUCAGUCCUGGUGCUACCCUGCCGCUGUGUCUUUGAGUGGAGGGAAACCCCGUGGAUGAGCGGGAGAGAUCAUCAGCUGUGCGGCCGGGCAUCAGGAACAACACCGUAUAACGACACUCUCAGUCCACACAGGAGCCAUGGCAGAGGAGCACGUACAUCAAGCCAAACUGGCCGAGCAGGCUGAGCGCUACGAUGACAUGGCUGCGGUCAUGAAGACCGUUGCAGAGGGGGACUCAGAGCUCAGCAUCGAGGAGCGCAACCUGCUCUCUGUUGCCUACAAGAAUGUGGUGGGGGCUAGGAGAUCUUCCUGGAGGGUGGUGUCCAGCUUGGAGCAGAAAGCUGAUGACCCUGCGAAGGUCGCGCUGGCCAAGAGCUACAGAGAGACUAUUGAGAAGGAGCUGAAUGACAUCUGCAAGGAAGUCCUGGACCUGCUCGACAAACAUCUGAUCCCCAAAGCUAAGCCUGCUGACAGCAAAGUCUUCUACCUGAAAAUGAAGGGAGACUACUACCGCUACCUGGCUGAGGUUGCCACCGGAGAUGACAGGACGGCCAUCAUCACUACUUCACAAGAAGCCUACCAGAGCGCCUUGGACAUCAGCUACAAAGAAAUGCAGCCUACACAUCCCAUCCGCCUAGGCCUCGCUCUUAACUUCUCCGUCUUCUACUAUGAGAUCGUCAACUCCCCUGACAAGGCCUGCAACCUGGCCAAGGCGGCCUUUGAUGAAGCCAUCGCCAUGCUGGACUCCCUCAACAACGAGUCCUACAAAGACAGCACCUUGAUCAUGCAGCUGCUCCGUGACAAUCUGACACUGUGGAUGUCAGAAACCCAGGCUGACGGCGAGGGCGAGGGUGAGGGCGAGGAGACGGAGCCGGCGCCAGCAGCUGAGAAGAACUGAACUCCAGAGAAAAACAAAACAAAAACACACAUUUUUUACCUCUCACCAGCCUAAGUUGUGUGUGUGGUUGUGUUUACACAUACAUGCACAGAUAUGUAUGUUUACACUCCACUCACAAUGUGUAAAGUACGGUAUGUGUGUGCAGAUGCAGUGAAGCGCGCGUGUGUGUGUGUGUGUUAACUGUAUGAGCACCUCCACAGAGAAAAGAAUGGAAUAGAUCUUUUUUUUUUGGACAUUUCUCAUUGUGUGAACCAGCGGAUGUUUAUUUUUUUGUUUAGUUUUUUGUCUGUGGUUUAGUCCAGAUGAAAUCCCUCCCCUACAUACAAAUCAGCCCCGUGCUUCUUUAACCUUAUUCACUGUAGCAAACUGCUGCUGUCGCACGAAAAGACAAACAAGAAAACCUCUAACUGUAAUUUUGAUAAUUUGUAUGUUUUUACUUGAAUUGAACAUUUUCAGUCUUUGUGACACUUGAGUCUAUGAAACUCCUUUUGAAAUGUGUCUGCUGUAAAAGUGGUCACAGCCAUCUGAAGUCAUGAAAUUUUAGGUCUCAUCUGAUACUAGCAGAGAUCAUAUAGAUGGCAGCAUUUGCCUCACUAAAGAUCUAUUACCAGAUUACUUAUAGCAAUCCCGCCCUGUCGGUGUCCAUUGUAGCGGGUAGUGAUUUUAUGGAUGGUACAUGUGUUACAGCUCAGUGGGUUCUAUGUGUAUUCGGGCGUAGGAAAGGUUUUCUGUAUGAAUGGCCACUUGCGAAAACUGUAGUUGGAACUCUGUUGAUAGUUUUGUUGAGAGGAUUACAUUCCAUUUUACUGACUUUACUGACUUUUCACUCUCAGUGAAAUGUGUAGACUAUAAUUUCCUGCAAUUUUCCAUACCACAUGAAAAGGUAUAGACAGCCUAAGAUAAAAGUGAACAACUUGAUAAAAUGGCUUGAUACUGUAACUUUUGAUAUUUUAUCUGUGCAGCAGUGCAGAGGAUACUUUUGCCAUGUGCUUUUAUGUGGCUUUCUACUCUUUUUUAUUCAGGUGUUUUUGUAUUUUCUUUCUGUGUAUUUUAUUCCCUUUGACUCUUGAUUUGACUCUUGGAAUGUAUGUGGUUCUCAGUAGUAUGGUGUGAGGGUUAGGGGUGCUUUGAAACUGGCAGUUUUUGCUUAGGAUUUAGCUUGAACCAGGUGGUUUACAGUAACAUUUACCUUCCUUGAAAGUACAUUGUGAAAAGACAAACUAAAACAAUUCUAAAAUAUUAAUUGAUAAUAAAAUGUAACUUGGUAGAGAGCUGUGUUACGGCCAUUUAGUAGUCACAAAGUAGAGCCAGUUUCUUCUAAUUACAGUAUCUUGGUUUUUAAAAAGAUGGGAUGCAGGAAUCAGAAUUUGCAGGUUACACUCGGAGUACGUUAUUUGGUUAUGUGCUUUCAUGUAAGUGGAAUUAAAACAUUAAAAUAAG